Microthlaspi erraticum is the source of this 726-nucleotide messenger RNA. NCBI's taxonomy places the organism in Eukaryota, Viridiplantae, Streptophyta, Magnoliopsida, Brassicales, Brassicaceae. The record is from the annotation of a GenBank genome assembly.
AUGGACAGAAUCAGUGCGUUACCAGAUGAGUUGCUGCUUAAGAUAUUAUCGUUUCUUACAACAAGAGAGGCAGUCUACACUUCUUCCACGUUGUCGAAACGAUGGGAGUGUGUUUGGAAGUAUUUGCCAAGACUUGAUUUCGCUUGUCAUCUUUCUCACCGCCCAGCCUUAACGGGUUUUCUGAACCGGAGUCUGCCACUACAUAAAGCUCCGGUUAUCGAAAGCUUUCGUCUCUACAUAGAAGAACUUCCACAUAUGAAAUAUGAAGAUGUCAGAAUGUGGUUUGUAGUUGUAGUUUCUCGCUCCUUACGUGAGCUUGACAUUUCUUAUCAUGCUUGUCCGAGACAAGACAUAUUACCGAGUAGCUUGUAUGCUUGCAAAUCUCUCGUGGUCUUGAAACUCCGAGGCCAUAUUCUCUUGGAUGUUCCUCCUCGUAUGGUUUGUCUUCCUUCUCUCAAAACUUUGACGCUUAAAAAGGUGUUUGGCUUAAAGGGAGAAUCUCUUGGACGGCUUCUAUCAAUUUGCCCUCUUCUUGAAAAUCUAUUGGUGCAUUUUUGUAGAGGUCGUGACUACGAUGUUAUCAAUGUGGGAAACGUCAUUGUCAGAAUCGGGUCUUUGCAGAGGUUAACACUUUUAAUGGAUUAUUAUUGUCAGCUAGAUAGGUUAGAGAUUGAUACUCCCUCUUUGAAGUAUCUGAAACUUCGGGAUCCUAAUGGGCGACAAUGA